UUCUCACCUUUCGACUGCUUCUCUUCAUUGCAGAUUGAGAGGCAAAGAUUCACCACUGGACUUCCAUUGCCAGCUGACCUAUUUUUCUUUCUUUUUCAAUAUUAUCUAAUACAUGAACGUAUAAAGAAGAUAGUGCUGCUUGAUUUGGUGCUUUGAUCUCUUGGGCUUCCAUCUUCUACCCUUGCAAACUAGAAUAUUUUCUUUUGAACUAUCGCCAUGUCUUUCAGUGGCACCCAGGAUAAAUGUAAGGCAUGCGACAAGACCGUCCAUUUCAUCGAUCUCUUGACGGCGGAUGGGGUUCCCUAUCACAAGACCUGCUUCAAGUGCAGCCACUGCAAAGGAAAUCUUACGAUGUGCAGCUACUCUUCCAUGGAUGGAGUACUCUACUGCAAACCUCACUUUGAACAGCUCUUUAAGGAGACCGGCAGCUUCACCAAAAAAUUCCCAACAGGUGCAAAAUCUGGGGAUAAGAAUGAACUGAAUAGGACUCCAAGCAAGGUGUCCUACAUGUUCUCUGGGACCCAAGACAAGUGUGCCAGCUGCAAGAAAACAGCAUACCCUCUGGAAAAGAUAACUGUGGAGGGAGAGUCGUACCACAAGACCUGUUUCAAGUGCUCCCAUGGGGGGUGCACCCUUACACCUUCAUCCUAUGCUGCGAUUGAUGGCAUCCUCUACUGCAAACACCACUUUGCGCAGUUGUUCAAGGAGAAGGGAAGCUACAAUCAUGUAAUCAAGGCUGCUUCGAUGAAACGAAAUGCUACUGAGCAAGAGCAAGAGCAAGAGCAAGAGCAAGCACCGGCAGAGCCAGAACCUGAGCCCGAACAGGAACAAAAUCAAUCAUAAAGGCAUGAUGCUUUAUAGAUCAACAUUUUCUCCUUUUCUUUUGGCCUGUUUCAAGCUUGGCUCCUCCAGCUUUGUGCUUGUUCUUUUGUUUCAUUUAUAUAUGGCUUGUGAUAAUGAAAAUAAAUGGUAAGCUUGGAUUUAGUUGUUUACUUGACAAUGUAAGAUCUUCAAACCAAAGAAAUACUUUGAACAUGGCUUCCAACUAAGGGCACAAGUUUGCCUU
This is a messenger RNA of Elaeis guineensis (African oil palm), 1066 nucleotides long. Its product is annotated as LIM domain-containing protein WLIM2b. The record is from RefSeq and is a predicted model, not a curated record. Lineage: Eukaryota; Viridiplantae; Streptophyta; Magnoliopsida; Arecales; Arecaceae.